Molecule: messenger RNA, 798 nt
Organism: Moneuplotes crassus
Lineage: Eukaryota; Ciliophora; Spirotrichea; Euplotida; Euplotidae
Source: the annotation of a GenBank genome assembly
AAUUUAUUGUAAAUGUCAGGAAUUCCUACUGCUCCUUUGAGUGAUUACAGGACAUUACCCGAAGAGCACUAUGGGGAGAGUCUUGCUUUCCCUGUAGACGAGGUUGCAUGGAACCCAUAUCCGCAUUAUGGCCAUCAUGGCUACUGGGGAGGCUACCCGGAUUAUAAUAGUUACUACUACCAUAUGCACAGAAUCGAUAGGCAGAACAAACUUGAUCAAUACGAUGAAAUGCUAAGGAACAAAUCAACCACAGAAUUACAGAAAAUCCAAGAUCUGAGAGAGCAGAUCUCUGAUAUGCAGAAAGAAGCUAAAGUGAAGCAACUAGAAGCAGAAGGCGAACUUAAGAGUUACCAGACUAUGAACAAGCAACUUAUGAACCAAAUGAACAUGCUGAGAGAGAAUGAGUUUUUGAGAGAAAGAAUUGCACAAAGGGAAUAUGACAAAAUUGACAAAGUAACAGAGAAAAUACAGGAUAAAGCUGACUCUUUGGCAAGGUUUAAAGACCAUGUUCAUAGUCACUGUAGUCUCCCUCCAUACGUACCAUCUCCUGUGUAUAUGACUCCAAGAGUGGAGACUACUAAGAUCAUUGAGAAGGACAGUUGAUGCCAUAGUCCUUGCCGAAAGAAGUGAGCCUGAGAGGAAGAAUGCUCUUGUGGGGAUGAAAGCUACAUAUAUCUUCUCCCUCCUAUCCAUUCAUCAAGGAAGCAUAUCGGGUCAAGGAAUUUAAGAAGGUCAGUUAAGACUAAAUCAGUUAAGCCAGAUAUCCUAUUUGAACAUCUUUAAGUGAGAUAAUAAUAU